This is a messenger RNA of Plasmodium gaboni, 822 nucleotides long. RefSeq names its product putative nucleic acid binding protein. Gene Ontology annotation, cellular component: chromosome, telomeric region; DNA replication factor A complex; site of double-strand break. The transcript has a single exon. Gene Ontology annotation, biological process: double-strand break repair via homologous recombination; DNA replication; nucleotide-excision repair. NCBI's taxonomy places the organism in Eukaryota, Apicomplexa, Aconoidasida, Haemosporida, Plasmodiidae. The record is from RefSeq and is a predicted model, not a curated record. Bases 1 to 822 code for a protein of 273 amino acids. Gene Ontology annotation, molecular function: nucleic acid binding.
AUGGAUAUGAAUUUUGGAUUUUGUGAUGAUAAUUUUUUUGAGCAAGGACAUAAGUCAACAGAUAAAGAAGAAAUAGAAGAGUUGACAAAAAGAGGAUCACCAGAUGGUUUGACAAAAAUAAAAGAAAAUGAAGAAGAGAAAACUUUACCAAAAGAAUUAUGUGUGCCUGUAACUAUAAAAUUAUUAAUAAAUAAAAUGAUGAAUACUGAAGAAUUAAAAAUACAUGAUUUUCAAAUAAGUGGAAUAAUAGUAUUUGGAAAGGUAGUUAAUAUAAAAGAAUUGGCUAGUGCUAUAAUAUUUGAGAUAUGUGAUUAUACAGGUAAUAUUGAAGCUAAAUAUAAUAAAGAUGCAAAAAAUGAGAUGGUAAAAAAUCAUAUUGAAAGUAUUAAAGUUAAUGAUUAUAUUAAAAUUGUUGGUGUUGUAUAUUCUCCAGAAACUAAAAGUGAAUCUAUACAAAUUAGUAUAUUAUAUAUUAAUAAAAUAUCAGACUGGGUUUCAUAUUUUACAUAUUUUACUUCUGAUGUUAUAUAUUGUUAUUUAAAAUUAUUAAAAUUAAAAAAUAUUUGUACACCCAAUGGUAUCAAUAAUGAAGAAAAACCAUGGUCUCAUAUCAAUUUAGAUACAUAUUAUAAUCAUCUUGAUGAUAUCGAUAGUGAUAUUAUCAAAUAUUUACAUACUACUGAAGAAAAAUAUGCAAGUCAACAAGAUAUUUUUAAUAAUCUUCAAAAAUAUCAUUCCGAAUUUAAUAUCAAAAAAUCACUAACGAAAUUGAUUGAACAGUAUGACUUGGCUCAAUAUGAGGACAUAAUAAGUAUUCCAUAA